AUGGAAGAUCCAGAACCGAAUCCUCCGCACGCCUCGCUACCAUCCCGCAUAGCUGCCCUGGUCCAUGCACAUUUCGACGCUCUGCCCUCUCGGUGCAAACCGACGAUUAGGGAGGAUGGGUCACGGGAAUGGAUCCCCAUGAGCGGGAUCGUUGUUGUAAAAGGAGAGGAUACGCCUUCAGAGACGCUAACCUGUGUGGCGGUUACAACCGGUGCGAGAUGUCUUUCUUCCUCUCAUAUUCCGCGAUGUCGAGGACUGGUGCUCCACGACUGCCAUGCAGAAAUCCUCGCCAUUCGCGCUUUUAACUACUGGGUUUUGAGCGAAUGCGAUUCCAUUAUUCGUCAUGAACAGCAAGCAGAUAAUUCUCAGAAAGAUGGGAAAUCGUCUUCAACGAACGACGGUUCUCCAUUUGUCCGGAGAAGGCCCCGGCAGACUUCCUCAGAGUCAGGCCACGAGUCGCGCGACUUUUGGCCGCCAUUCGAGAUCUGCCCCGAUGUCAAGAUCUACAUGUAUUGCACCUGCGCCCCCUGUGGUGAUGCCAGCAUGGAGCUCUGCAUGGCCGCCCAGGAGGACCCAACACCGUGGGCCGUGACCCCCAAACCGGAACUCCAGACCGACGAAGGCAUGACAUCUAACAUUCCCUCGGUUCAAAAUCUCUUGGACGGUCGUGCGCACUUCUCCAUCCUGGGUGUAGUCCGUCGCAAACCUGCCCGUGCGGACGCAGAGUCGACUUUGAGCAAAUCGUGCUCGGAUAAACUGGCCCUGCGCCAGGUGACCUCUCUGCUCUCAUACCCUGCCAGUCUCCUCGUCGCUCCCACGGAGAACGCGUAUCUGGCCGGGCUUAUCCUGCCAGAGGAAGAGAUCAGCUGUGUUGCAUGCGACAGAGCAUUUGGUGCAGGUCCGACUGGGAGGAUGAGAGAACUGGCGUGCCGAUGGUGGCGAAACGACGGAUGUCGGUCAGACGAGAAGUACGGAUAUCGAUUUCGGCCUUUCGAGGUUCUCUCUGUCCCGACUGAAACCGUGGAAGCUCUAUGGCCGUACGGGAAAAAGAAGGCAGAAGUCAUACCGACAUCAUCCAAAGGCCGCAAAAAGAACAGUGGCAAGCCUAGCAACAUCUCCGCCGUGUGGGUCAUAGCCCCUUCUUCUUCUUCCCAGGUCCCGUUUCAGAUGAGAAGCGGGUCAGAGAAUGAAGCGAAAAAGCAUAAGGUGAGAGCUGCGACGACCACCGGUCUCGUUGAAACAAUCAUCAAUGGUGUCAAGCAAGGGAACCAAGCUGCCUCGAUCACCGCACGAGGUUCCUCUGUCCUCUCCCGAGCGAAGAUGUGGAAUCUCCUCCGUGACAUCGUCACGAAGAUAUUGUCUCCUCCUUCUGAUAAUGAUAAUGAUCAUGAUAAUGCUGCCGUUGUAUCUGAUGACAGGGGAGAUGCCUCGACGAGCCUGAAAACGAAUGAAAGGGACAGCUAUUCACGUCCAUGGCGAACAAUCCUUGAAGCGCCAUCAUACGAGCAAUUCAAAAGACCUUCUGAAGGAUUUCUGGAAGAAGAAGAUGGCUGCUCCUCAAUACCAAUACAGUUACCGCCACAUCUACGGUUACGGAAGUUAGCCAUGCAAGACGCAAAGCGCGUCCUGAAACCAUGGAUACCGAACCGGGGAGAUGAAGACUGGAACGUGACGGAGGUGAUUGUCGCAGAUCGUCGGAAUAAGAAUGUAGAUAGAAAGGUCCUGAAAAUGGAAUCAUGA
Rasamsonia emersonii CBS 393.64 is the source of this 1740-nucleotide messenger RNA. Its product is annotated as TRNA-specific adenosine deaminase. Gene Ontology annotation, molecular function: RNA binding; tRNA-specific adenosine-37 deaminase activity. Lineage: Eukaryota; Fungi; Ascomycota; Eurotiomycetes; Eurotiales; Trichocomaceae. Gene Ontology annotation, biological process: tRNA wobble adenosine to inosine editing. The record is from RefSeq and is a predicted model, not a curated record. The transcript is spliced from 3 exons. The coding region runs from base 1 to 1740 and encodes 579 amino acids.